UUCUGCAGAGUGGAACCACACAUGGACCCGAUGGACUGGCUGGAGAACCACGAACUCUUGCGGUUUUUCCGCCGUCAUAAAACCGAAAUGUCUUGCAUGGAGAAGCCGCACACGUUCCUCCGCCAGCUCAGGGAUCACGACCUGGUCCCUGAGGACCGAUACAAGAAGGUGAGCUGCAUGAGGAGUAAAGACAACAUGAGGGAUGGUCUCUAUGAAAUUCUGGACUGGUUUGAGAGAGAGCGAUCACAGAAGGUCAGAGAGUUCUGGAGCUGCGUGUUCAAGGACUCCAUCCUGAACCAGUAUCCCACGCUGCGACUGCUGCGCAACAGCCUCAUGGACGGGUCUUUCCAUUUUGACAUAUCAGAGAAGGUGGGGAAGGAAGAGUCAGACAAAGGGAAACGGAAGGCCCUCUCAGAUAGUGAGAAGGAAGAGGAGGAAGAGGAGGAGCAAGAAAAGUCUGUGACCAAGAAGAGAAAACUAGGAAGUAGGAGCGUGUGUCGCAACGACAACGAGGAGGAGCCGGCCGGUCCAUCGUCUCAGUUGACUCCCAGGAAAAGGUCCAAGAAAUUAUGCUUCUCCACUCCACGGAAGAAGGGAGAGGAGAACAACAUUUGGAGCUGGCCCAUCUAUAAGCUCCAGCUGCCUGUGACCUGUGGAGACCGUAAGGGCACACUGGUCAGACAAAGACUGGCUAAAGGGAAAAAGUGCAUCGUAGUCGAGAAACAGUGGUUCAGUCCCCCUGAAUUCAAGCUUUUUGCGGGAAAGAAGAGUUCCAGGAAAUGGAAGUCAAGCAUUCGAUGUAUUGAAACCCCGCUGGGAAAACUUAUACAGGAAGGUCAUUUACAAGCAGCAAAGUACAAAAGAGACCCUAAAAAAGCCGAGAAGUCACUGUUCCCAUCUGGUGAUGUAACCAUAGUGUCCAGCAGAGAUGAAGAGGAAGAGGAGGACCGAGACCUGGACGAGCUAGACAGGGUUUCGUCAAGCAGCAAAGAAAGUUCCCCAGCUGUCCCAGACGAGGAAAGAGAGGAACGGGCUGAGCAGCAGCCACAAGCCAGCCAUGACAAGAGGAUGUUCAGAGUCACAUGUGGAGCUUCAGACGGGACCUUCUAUAAGAAUCGAUUUGUGUCAGGGACUCGUGGGAAGAGUAUUCGCACUGAGACGAGCUGGAUGACCCCGGUGGAGUUCCUGGAGUUGGCACUUGGUCGGAAGGAUGCCUCUUGGAAGAAAGACAUUGAAUGUGAAGGGAAGCCACUCUUUGUCCUCAUAAAGGCGGAGACCCUGACGAUCCACUCUCUGCUGUGUAAUUGCAACCUGUGCAAACCAGAUGACGAAGACCAGGGGAAUCAGAAAAACGAUGAUGAGUGUUGCAUCUGUAGGAGGGAGGGAGACCUGGUGAUGUGUGAUAACUGCCCUCGCUCCUUCCACAAGAAAUGUCACCUGCCUCAUGUAGAGAACGGCCUUCUACGGGACAACAGUCCGUGGUUUUGUACGUUCUGCGUAUUCCGAUCCAAUGAACACUAUUUUGGUUCGGAGGAGCUGGAAAGCGCUCUGUCGUACAAAAUAUCCCAACGCAUGUUGCAGUGUCAGUGUCUCCUUCUGUGUCUGUGGAGAGCUGAUGAGGAACAAAUAUUUGCUGCAAAACCAUUCCGCUAUUUGAACGACUACUCCAAUAUGAUCGAGACUCCGAUGUGGUUCGGUCACAUAGCAGGAAAACUCCAGCAGAAACUCUACCAGACCGUUGGAGAGUUUGUGACUGACGUCCGGCUCAUUUUCUCCAACUGUGCUUUGUACAACCGGGAAAAUGCUGAAGUUCUCGUCAAGGGCAACAGACUGAAGGAGUUAUUUGACAGAACAUUUAAGAGCGUGUUCAACAUAAAAUAAAUAGGCUGUUGGCGCCGUGUUCUGGUAUCAAGUAACGCCUGUGUAAAGGUUGAGAAUAUUCAAACAUGCCUGUGCAAUAUAUAUAUAUUGUGAUGUCACGAGAGGCGCUGCCGCUCUCUCCGGGGUAGUUCAAAUAGUGCGAGGACACCGGGUUCAAAAUAUAAACAAAGGU
Molecule: messenger RNA, 2053 nt
Organism: Gasterosteus aculeatus aculeatus (three-spined stickleback)
Lineage: Eukaryota; Metazoa; Chordata; Actinopteri; Perciformes; Gasterosteidae
Source: RefSeq, a predicted model, not a curated record